CGAAAUCAUGCUCCAACAAAUUGGUACACUUUCAAAACAGCAAUUUCUUACCACAUUUUAAAACCGUAAUCUUCUUUAUGUAUUAGGAUACCACUGCCAAUCUCUCAACUGAGAAACACUCUCCUCUGCAUCAUUUCCUACAAUAAUGUGGUUCGCAAGGUCAAGGUUAAUUUCUUACUCCAAUUCUCUUUUUUCAUUUCACUUUCUCUUUAAACCGUUUUCUCACUCUCUGCAUCAAUUUACUCCCAAUCAUGACGCCCUUUCCACUUUCCAUAGCUUGCUCCACAUGCAUCCUACUCCAUCCAUUAUCCAAUUUAACAAGAUUUUAGGGUUUCUUGCCAAGACUAAGAACCAUUACACUACUGUUAUUUCACUUUCUCACCAAUUAGAAUUCAAUGGAAUUACUCCAAAUAUUGUUACUUUGAACAUCUUGAUCAAUUGUUACUCCCAUCUAGGUCAAUUGAAUUUUGCAUUUUCUACAUUGGGAAAGAUUCUUAAAUUAGGUUAUGAACCGACUACUGUAACCUUGAACACACUUGUCAAUGGUUUGUGCCUUAACGGUAAGGUCAGUGAAGCUUUGCAUUUUCAUGAUUAUGUGGUUGCACAUGGGCUUCACUUCGAUAAAUUUGGUUAUGCGUCCUUGAUUAAUGGGUUGUGUAAAAUGGGGGAAACAAGGGUCGCCGUGCAAAUGUUGAGAAAGAUUGAAGGGAAAUUGGUCAGACUUAAUGAGGUGAUGUAUAGCACAAUUAUUGAUAGUUUCUGUAAAGAUAAAUGUGUAGACGAUGCCUAUGAGUUAUAUUGUGAAAUGAUUGCAAAGAGAAUUUCUCCUGAUGUUGUCACUUUUAGUUCGCUAAUCUAUGGAUUUUGUAUUGUUGGUCAAUUGAAAAAAGCGUCUAGUUUUCUAAAAGAGAUGGUGUUGAAAAACAUCUACCCAGAUGUUUAUACUUUUACUAUAUUGGUCGAUGCUCUUUGUAAGGAGGGAAAUGUGAAAGAAGCUAAGAAUCUAUUAGUUGUGAUGAUGAAAGAAGGUGUAAUACCUAAUAUUGUUUUUUACAAUUCAUUAAUGGAUGGGUAUUGUCUAGUUAAUGAAGUGAAUAAGGCCGAACAUAUGUUGAGAACUAUUUCUCGAAUGGGAGUGACACCUAAUGUUCGGAGCUAUAAUAUCAUGAUUAAUGGAUUCUGUAAGAUGAAAAUGGUAAAUGAAGCCUUGAGUCUCUUUAAUGAAAUGUGUUGCAAAGGAAUUACUCCUAAUACAGUGACUUACAAUUCUCUCAUUGACGGUUUGUGCAAAUCAGGGAGAAUCUCGCAUGCUUGGAAGCUUGUUGAUGAGAUGCAUGAUAAAGGUCAACCUGCUGAUAUAUUCACUUACAGUUCUUUAAUAGACGCUUUAUGCAAAAACCAUCUUGUUGACAAGGCUAUUGCAUUAGUAAAAAGAAUCAAAGACCAUGGCAUUUUACCAAAUAUGUGCACGUACAAUAUACUUAUCGAUGGGCUAUGCAAAGGGGGUCAACUUAAAAAUGCACAUAAUAUUUUUAAGGAUCUUUUGACUAAGGGUUAUGGUCUAGAUGUCCAAACAUAUAAUAUUAUGAUCAAUGGUUUUUGUAAAGAGGGCUUGUUUGAUGAAUCAGAGGCCUUGCUGUCAAAAAUGGAGGACAAUGGUAUCAUUCCUAAUGCUGUAACGUAUGAAACUAUUAUCCGAGCUCUCUUUCGUAAAGACGAGAAUGAAAAGGCGGUGAAACUUCUUCGUGAAAUGAUUGCUAGAGGUCUACUAUAAGUGUAAUUCUAGAGUAUCUGAUAAGGAAUAUAUAAACAAGUAGCAGAAGAACAAAGAUGGGCUGCCAAGGGGAAUUAGCAAGUCUAGAAUAUAUAUGUAUGGAGUUUUUUCUCUUUCAUUUAUGAUUAGUUUGUUAAGUGUUUUUUUUUUUUGUUUUGUAGGUGAAUCGAUAAUAAUCAUUAAAAAUUCAAACACGUAUAUGUGAAAUUUCAGAUUUGAAUCGGGAUGAUUUUGUUCAAAAUAAUAAUAUCGACUUUUUUAUAUUGAAUUAAGAUAUGUGGACAGUU
Messenger RNA from Vicia villosa (hairy vetch), 2061 nucleotides. Its product is annotated as putative pentatricopeptide repeat-containing protein At1g12700, mitochondrial. The transcript is spliced from 2 exons. The coding region runs from base 146 to 1774 and encodes 542 amino acids. Lineage: Eukaryota; Viridiplantae; Streptophyta; Magnoliopsida; Fabales; Fabaceae. The record is from RefSeq and is a predicted model, not a curated record. Gene Ontology annotation, molecular function: protein binding.